Molecule: messenger RNA, 2064 nt
Organism: Striga asiatica
Lineage: Eukaryota; Viridiplantae; Streptophyta; Magnoliopsida; Lamiales; Orobanchaceae
Source: the annotation of a GenBank genome assembly
AUGGGUCAUAUUCUUGGCCAUGUUGUUCUUUUUCUUACUCUCUCGCUCGCCUUCGUUCAUCCUCAUGACGAAGAUGUUAAGACAUAUAUUAUCAGAGUCCAAAAUAACAAGAAACCAUCAGUAUUUCCAGAGGCCCAACAUUGGUAUGAGGCCACCCUUCAAAGCCUGGAAGACUCGAAUCCUUCAAAACCCCAAAACUCGAAACUAGUUCAUGUUUACAAAACAGUUUUCCAUGGCUUCUCCGCUAAACUGACCACGCGGCAAGCCCAACAGCUUCAAGAGUGUGAUCCUAACAAUACCCGCGUUGCUGUGCCUUUGUUGAACGAAUUCGAUUAUGGCUCGGGCGUCAUCAUCGGAUUCCUCGACAGCGGUAUCAAGCCCGACCACCCUAGCUUCAACGACUCGGGCCUCGGACCCCUCCCAGCCAACAAGAAAUGGAAAGGCGAGUGCGCGGUGAAAGGGGUGAAAGGGUUUCUGUGCAACAAGAAAGUCAUCGGCGCCAGGAGUUUUAUCGAAGGAACGGGCGUGAGUCACGGCACGCACACGGCGUCCAUUGCUGCAGGAAGGGCCGUCGAGAACGUUUUUUACUCGGAAAACGCGUUCGGCACGGCCGUCGGAAUUGUGCCCAAGGCGCGAAUUGCGAUCUACAAAGUAUGCGAUGACGAUGGCGGCUGCCCGGGUAACGCCAUUCUCGCCGGUUUCGACAAGGCGGUGGAUGAUGGGGUCGACAUAAUCUCCAUCUCCAUCGGAGACUUUUUGCCUAGAAAAUUUGAUACGGACCUCCUCGCGAUCGGGGCGUUUGGUGCCAUGGAGAGGGGCGUUUCGGUCAUUGCAUCCGCUGGGAACAGCGGCCCUACGGGACGCAGUGUGUCCAAUAUGGCCCCGUGGUUGACGAGUGUCGCUGCCGGCACAAUCGACCGUGUGUUCUCGGCUGAUCUCGUGCUUGAAGACGGUACGCGGAUACACGGGUCUUCGCUUUACAGUGGGCCCCCCAUGGACACCUCGUCUUUUCUGCCCCUGGCAGAUGGAGAGGAUUGUUUAUCAUUGGACCAGCGCUUUUCCGGAAAGAUUGUGGUCUGCUUCCCGGAGGAUGUCAGCAAUGCCACAGAUAAUGUGAGAAAUGCCGGAGGUGCUGGCGUGGUGGCAAUCUACAUGGACCUCAGUGCCAAACAAUUUUCGAUUCCUGGCCUCGUCAUUACCGAGUCCGACGGAAGUAAGAUCUAUGACCUUAUCAACGCAACAAGAAACACGGUCAUAAAAGCCACGAUGGAAUUCUACGGUGUGGAACUCGGGGUCGAGCCAGCUCCAGCGGUAGCUUCUUUCUCCUCCAGAGGCCCUAAUCCUCUUUCAUCAUAUGUUAUGAAGCCCGACGUGUUGGCGCCAGGUGUCAACAUCCUAGCGGCAUGGCCAGAGGGCGUCGAGUUCAAAAUUCUUUCGGGCACAUCCAUGGCCUGCCCGCACGUGUCUGGGUUGUCCGCUCUCUUGAAGGGAGCCCACCCCGAGUGGUCCCCAGCCAUGAUCCGCUCCGCCAUCAUGACCACCGCUUACACCCAAGCCAACGAUCGCAAGCCGAUAAUUAAUGAUCAUGAUGGGACAAAGUCCACAACCUCCGAUAUGGGUGCAGGUCACAUUGACCCUAGUAAAGCCCAUGAUCCAGGAUUAGUCUACGAUAUCAACCCGCAGGGUUAUGUGGAUUUCCUCUGCGCUUUGGGUUAUAUAACUUACGGAUACAAUUGCACUGAAGGUGUGAAGCAGUGGGAUCUGAAUUAUCCAGCCAUCUCUAUUGGUUUUAAUGAUACGAAUCGUGGUAUCACGGUUAAAAGGACCGUGACAAAUGUCGGUGAAGAUGAUGCUACUUACACUGUGACGGUCACCAAUCCAGAAGGGGUGUAUCUGACGGUAAAUCCGAUGAGAAUGGAUUUUACAAGCAAGGGUGAAAAGCAAAAUUACAGCGUGACUAUAACCGCAACAGGUUUUCCCGGAGAUGUGGACGGGAAGAUAGUUUGGUCAGACGGGAAGCGGCAGGUGGUGUCGCCUGUUGUCAUUGUCAGGACUCACAAUUGA